Molecule: messenger RNA, 765 nt
Organism: Theileria equi strain WA
Lineage: Eukaryota; Apicomplexa; Aconoidasida; Piroplasmida; Theileriidae
Product: signal peptide-containing protein
Exons: 5
Coding region: 10-741 (243 amino acids)
Biological process (GO): rRNA methylation
Cellular component (GO): mitochondrial matrix
Molecular function (GO): rRNA (adenine-N6,N6-)-dimethyltransferase activity
Source: RefSeq, a predicted model, not a curated record
AGAAUAUAAAUGCGUCUAUAUUUCCUUGUGUGUGCGUUAGUUGUACAGGUUUAUGGAGUUUCGCAGAUUUCUGAUGUUCGUUUUGGAUUUUUAAAAAGAGAAGCCAUUUUCAACGCAUUAAACCGGGAUGAAAGGUGUGCCUUCAUAGGCUACAAUAUCCGAUUUCCUUCUUUAUUUAAGAGUCAGACAAAUGCCAGGGAGUUUCUGACCUAUGGAUCGCAAAAGGCUGAUCCUAAGCCUUCAGCUGCCAAGAAGAGGACAAAAACAAGACGUAGACCAUCUAAAUUUGGGCAGAAUAAGACAAAAAGCGCCAAGAAUGGUCAGGGAGCUUCGGACAUUACACAGAAAGAAGUGGAAGGAUCAAAAAAGCCCCUGAAAAGCUUACAACAUGAAUCAAACUUUGAUAUUUAUCCCUUGAAGCAUGAAGAGGAUGAUGAUCAGCAGGUUCCUACACUUCCUCCCAGCGAGUUUAGACCCAAGCAAAGUUUGGGUCAAAACUUUAUCACUGACUGGAACAUUAUGGUAAAGAUGUGCAAUUCUCUUGAGUUUGGGCCGGAUCAAGGCACUGCUACUGGAAAACAGGUCGUUGAACUUGGAGCUGGAAUAGGUUCCUUGACUCAGAUUCUCUUGAAGAAGUAUCCUGAAAUGACUGCCAUUGAAAUUGAUGCCAGAGCAAUUAGUCGACUGAGCAGAACUCUACCAGAUUUGGACAUUAUUCACGAUGAUGUGUUACAGGUUUGACUGUUUUCACUUUACAUACCUAGU